CUCGCGUCGCGGCUGCGAAAGGUCAAUAUGCUUCCUUUAAAGCCUGUUUUGCUAUUCACCGUGAUUGGUUUGCUCAAGUUAUCGACAGCUGCACCGGACAGUGCAGGAAUCGUUGAAAUGGUGAACGGAUUGGCUUAUGGUGGAAUUCCAUAUGGAAGUGUAACUGGCAUGGUGGCGAAGUACCCGGGAUUUAUGAGACAACAAAUUCAAGCUCGUCAAUUGAAUGCUUUCCGAGCUGUUCAACCACUAGCUGUCAACGCCAAUUUCGGAGCUUCAAGAUUAGUGGGAGUGCAACCGCAAACCGUGCAAAUUUACAAUGUACCAGGUGUCGUUGGCACAAUUAGACAGCUAGGAUACUGAACAUAAUUAGUCAGAGAACACUGAAGCAUUAAAACUUGAAGGUACAGAACUUCUGUCAAAGUUUAUGUAUAUUGUAAACGUUUCAUUACAUUUAUUGUCGGAUAAUGUACGAUUUCAUUUAGAAAAUUCAUUAGUUGAUAUCAUUAAAGCUAGAGAAAACGUCUUAGAGUUAUUUAUUUUAUUUCAUUAAGUAUUGAUGUUUUAGAAAAUAAGGAUAAUACUCGGAAAACAUUUCGAUUGUUACUUGAGAAUGAUUCUGUCUCCUUGAACCAAUAAAAUAAUUAAAGAUUUUAAUGUCAAGUGCUUAAUUAAAGCGGAAAUUUUAUUCCGGUACGUUCAUUGAAUCGCUAAGUAAAAAAUGAAAGUAAUUAUAGUGAUUCUUUGACAAGUAAUCAUUUAUUUCAAUAUGAUUGAUAGCUUUUUCUGUUGACAAAAAAUAUUUUUACUGUAGAGAUACUAAUGAGCCACGUAGCAUAACAUUUUGCCACUCAUUAGCAGAUCAGCUAGAAUCUAAGGAAUGCAAUUACAAAGUUUGCGAAUUGACGAAAGGAAAACUUCACGAAGCUAAACACACAUUGCAACAUUAUGAAUUUCUGGUUAUUAUUUUUCUACAUUUUUGCGAUAAAAUAUGUAUUUAAUUAAAUUUCUGUAAUUCUUAUGAGCAUAGCUUAGACUUCAUAUCAAGGGCUAUUACAUUAUGUUAAUAAAUCUCACCUAUUAUUUUUGUAAAAUCGUCAUUGAAAUAAAA
Molecule: messenger RNA, 1108 nt
Organism: Osmia bicornis bicornis
Lineage: Eukaryota; Metazoa; Arthropoda; Insecta; Hymenoptera; Megachilidae
Exons: 3
Coding region: 28-360 (110 amino acids)
Source: RefSeq, a predicted model, not a curated record